ACGAAACCUAAAUACACCACUGCCUCCAGCUAAGCAGAACAAGCUGCCAAUCAGAAGAGACUUGAGGGGCAUGAAUGGGACAUGUAGUCUCAAGGAAUGGCCUGUUCACAGAAGUCCAUGGGGCCUGGACUCGGAGGAGGGAGCAACAUCCACCAGGAGGGCGCAGUGUUAUGGGAAGAGUUGGUUUACCUGUUUGCGGAAGCUUUGGCGGAUGGCGCUGUGAAGAUGGGGAUGCCCAGUGCCUUGUCUAGCCGCAUUGCAGCCCAGACUCUGCUGGGGGCAGCGAAGAUGAUUCUACAAAGUAAGGAGCACCCCGCGAAGCUGCGCUCUGAUGUCUGCACCCCCGGAGGCACCACCAUACACGGACUCCAUGAACUGGAGAAGGGGGCCCUGAGGGCCACAGUAAUGAAUGCUGUGGAAGCUGCAACAAAUGGAGCCAGAGAUCUGGACAAGCGCUAACAACUCCACACAUUCAUUGAGAGAAUUCAACAAGAGAGAUCCUUCCAACUCAUCAUCGGCUUCCCCACUGUGACUAGACAAUGGAUGGGGCUGUAAUGUAUUA
Molecule: messenger RNA, 562 nt
Organism: Rana temporaria (common frog)
Lineage: Eukaryota; Metazoa; Chordata; Amphibia; Anura; Ranidae
Product: pyrroline-5-carboxylate reductase 3-like
Exons: 3
Coding region: 97-459 (120 amino acids)
Biological process (GO): L-proline biosynthetic process
Molecular function (GO): pyrroline-5-carboxylate reductase activity
Source: RefSeq, a predicted model, not a curated record